GGCGAUCGAGCUAGUCGCUUCUGAGCCGUUGCUCAGCUCGUUGAAGCCGGGUCCCUCAAUCCUUCGAAUAAACUUGAUUUUUGAAUUAAAAAUCACGAAUUUAUGCGGGAUUUAUCGAGGUUUUUCACUAGAAUUUGCAGUCGAAUCAAACGAACGGAUUCGCGUAAACAUAAAUUAUAACGAAUAAAUCGCGGUCGGUAAAAAAUAAAUGUUUGGUGAUUUCAACGCACGAACUAGCGACGUUCCGCGCAUGAAAACUCGCGACGAGUGAAUAGUUUCCCCGCAAAAACGCGGUCAAUUUCAGUGUCGUUAAUCUCACACGAAAAUAUAAACGACUUGUUAAUUUUUUCGAAAAUAGCCAGAGCACGCUAUUUGCUGAACGCGACAAUAAAUCAUUAUUCGACUAAUUUCAUAUGCUCGCACUCGGAUUUCAAUCGGUCACUUGGCACACUCCAGUUCUGCCGAUGUUAAAAAAUUCGAGGUAGGAAGCACGUGCCAUGGGAGUCGCUUUGGGGUCACUCUCGACGAUCACGUCGAUACUGAAUAAUGAGUUACAUAUUUUUACGUCGCUAGUCAGAUAAAUUAAUAACACCCUUCCUUUUUUGUGUUGCUAAUUGAGAAAGUGCAGUUUUUUGGUGAUGGUGUUCCUUCCAUUAUUGAAAAGGAAGUCCGUUAAUCGAUGAUUUCCGAUUAAACAAAAUUGGAACAACUCAAUCGGUUCAUUCGCAUCGAAUACUCGAUUCAUAACCUAAAACGAAAGUUCUCGCGACACUUUUUUAUUCUCGAAACCCACACGUCAAAAUAAUAUCGAAAUGAUUCAAAACUUGUAUGAUUUGAGACGAUACGAGCCAUAAGUUGCUCCGGGAUGAUCGAGAAUAAUCUCGGAUUCUUCGAGUGACGAAAAUUUGUUGGGAGGAAAAAGAAUCGUUGGCAGGUGACUCGUCUCGCGCGAAGUGUGUCGACGGGCCUUCUCUCUACCGGAGGCACAGUGUCAACACGAGCAUCGAAGUUUAUUGAGAAAAAACGUUGGCUGAUGUAGCGCAAUGUUUUUUGGUUGGACCGUUCUGGCGGCGGCUGUUUGCCUGCUUAUAGGUGCCGACAGUCAAUUCAGCGACAAUACGCCGCCAGUUAUGUGGCUUCAACGUAAUUGGGUAUUGCCGGAUUCCGAACCCGUUGGAAGCAUCGUUGACAGGGUUAGAGCCGGAGACAACGAGCAGGACGAUCUGACAUUUGGUUUGGAGCCCCUCGGCCACAGUUACAACGGCGACGACAGUCCUCAGCCGCCAUUACCAUUUUCCAUAAACAACGCAACUGGUGUGGUUUUUCUCAAUGACACUCUCAAAGGAAGGGGAGGCCAGAACCUGUUUCUAUACGUGACCGUCUCCGAUGGUCAACUGACUGCGAAGACCGAGGUUUACGUCAACAUAAAGAAUAGUUCGUCGCCCAAUGGAGGACACACAAGGUCUCCGUUCCCGAGUCAACACGGCUCCGGCGGACGAAUACAUCCUCCGCUGAUUGGUCUCCCCAAUUUGCCAAGCUAUCCGAUGGUUCAUCCGCCGAUGGUCUCGUCGCCAGUUGGCAACGGACAAAAAACUACGAAACUUCAGCCGGAGUCACCUCGACCGGAAUUCGAAACGACCCGUCGAACGACUACAACGAAAGGCCUGCCCGAAGAAUCUCCUGAAGCUAACGAGGUCGAAGGCACAGCCCUUACCUCCAAGAUAUCGCCGAGCCAGGCACCACCCAGCCAAGAUAUGGCCAUAACCUUGGUACCAGUAGCGGCUGUUUGCGUCUUGCUCCUUGGUUUUGGCCUCGGCGUCUGGUCUAUCAGAAACAAGUUUUGCACCGCCCGAAAGUGCAAGGAGGACACGAAAGAACAAGCUUCCGUGAGCGUGUCAAAUCUUUCGGACGAUCCUUCUCUCGUCCUCAAAAGAUGGCGAGGCCAAAAGGCUAAAAGCAACAGAUACGAGCCUUGGGAAAGAGACAAUCAUGCCGGCGUGCAAACGAAAAUUCAGAGUGAUAAGUGGGAAUUUCCAAGACACAGACUUAAGGUUUUUAACAUUCUCGGGGAGGGUUGUUUCGGUCAAGUAUGGCGAAGCGAAGCUAUCGACAUAGACGAUAAGCCCGGUCCAUCGAUAGUGGCAGUUAAAACCCUGAAGGAAAAUGCAACCGAGCGGGAGCGGUUGGACCUCGCACAGGAGCUCAAGGUCAUGAAAAGCCUCGAGCCGCAUCCGAAUGUCGUUCGUUUGCUCGGUUGCUGUACAGAGCGAGAACCAAUGUUUGUUAUUUUAGAGUACGUGAGCGGUGGGAAGCUUCAAAGUUUUUUGAGAGCUUCGAGAGAAGAGAGAAAUCAUGGCGGACCAGGUUUGACGUCGCGGGAUCUAACGAGUUUCGUCUAUCAGGUGGCAAAAGGAAUGGAAUAUUUAGCCUCAAAAGGUAUAAUUCAUCGAGAUCUAGCAGCUCGAAAUAUUCUGAUAGACGAGAAUCGUGCUUGUAAGGUAGCCGAUUUCGGGUUCGCUCGAGACGUAGCAGCAAAUCAAAUUUACGAGAGAAAAUCUGAGGGACGUUUGCCAAUCCGUUGGAUGGCACCGGAAAGCCUUUACGACAAUAUAUUCUCCGUUAAAUCGGAUAUAUGGAGUUUUGGUGUUCUCAUCUGGGAAAUAGUGACACUGGGUUCUACACCUUAUCCGGGUCUCGCUGCUGCUGAGGUAAUGCGAAGGAUAAAAGAGGGCUACAGACUGGACAGACCGGAGCACUGCAAGCGUGAGCUUUAUAAUAUAAUGUAUUAUUGCUGGGACAAAGAUCCAGCAUGCAGACCAUCUUUUGGUGAGCUCGUAAAUCUAGCGGAGGGUCUUUUGCUCGAUGAGACGGACUACAUCGAGCUGGAUAGGUUCCCGGACCAUUCAUAUUAUAACGUUUUAAAUUUAAGUGGCGAAAAGCUAUGAUAUCACCGAUGAUUAUCGCCAGGAAUGCAAUAUUUAUGUACCACAUUAAUCGAGUGCGCGAUCGAUUCGAGCUCAAUGAUAAAAAAGCGGUCAAAACCAACGAAAAGACGAAUAAAAAUGUCUGGCUAGCCGAAAGACUCGAUUAUUCCGCAACGUCAGAUAUUAAUAUCGGCAUCUCGUUGAAAAUGGCUUUAUCAAAUGACAUUUUAAAUAUCAGAUAGGCCAGUGCGUACGAAAACUUCGAGAGUGCGAAUUUCUGUUACCUAAUUUUUCAAAAACACAUUAUUAUCGCUAUCGAAUUGUGUGAAAACUAAUUUUCUCAUCGAGCGUUGUGUAUAUAUAUAUAAAAUGUGAUUUCAUUAAGUUAUUGCGAAAAAUACUGUCACCGUAUGUUUCCGAACAUAAUAUAAUAAAUAAUAUUUUAAUUUUUCUACGUCAA
Venturia canescens is the source of this 3384-nucleotide messenger RNA. RefSeq names its product tyrosine kinase receptor Cad96Ca (gene Cad96Ca). Bases 1044 to 2945 code for a protein of 633 amino acids. The transcript has 8 exons. Gene Ontology annotation, molecular function: transmembrane receptor protein tyrosine kinase activity; calcium ion binding; ATP binding. Gene Ontology annotation, biological process: positive regulation of kinase activity; multicellular organism development; cell surface receptor protein tyrosine kinase signaling pathway. The record is from RefSeq and is a predicted model, not a curated record. Gene Ontology annotation, cellular component: plasma membrane; signaling receptor complex. NCBI's taxonomy places the organism in Eukaryota, Metazoa, Arthropoda, Insecta, Hymenoptera, Ichneumonidae.